AUGCAGCUACACUGCCUUAAAAUUGUAAUCCUGUGUGCUUUGGUUCGUGACGUAUCAGCUAUAGGUUCACAGGGUACAGGAGGGCCUCCAGGGACAUGUGGUCCAAAAGGAACAGGAGGGCCUCCUAGCACAGCUGGGCCACCAGGAACAGGAGGCCCACCAGGUACAUCAAGAGGACCACCAGGAACAGGAGGCCCGCCAGGAACAUCAAGAGGCCCAACAGGUGCAGAUGGCCCUCCAGGGACAAAGGGGGCAUUAGGCACAAGUGGACCACCAGGUACAGGGGGACCUCCAGGAACAAGUGGUCCACCAGGCACAGGAGGACCCCCCGGAACAGGAGGACCACCAGCAACAGGAGGACCACCAGGUACAGGUGUCCCUCAAGGAACAGAGGGACCACCGGGAACAGAGGGGCCACCAGGAACAGGGGGACCUCCAGGAACAAGUGGUCCACCAGGCACAGGAGGACCCCCCGGAACAGGAGGACGACCAGCAACAGGAGGACCACCAGGUACAGGUGUCCCUCAAGGAACAGAGGGACCACCGGGAACAGAGGGGCCACCAGGAACAGAGGGGCCACCGGGAACAGGAGGUCCACCUGGAACAGCAGGGCCAACAGGAACAGGAGGACCACCAGGUACAAAUGGCCCACCAGCAACGAGUGGACCACCAGGCACAAGGGGGCCACCAGGGACAAGUGGCCCACCGGCAACAGGAGGGCCACCUGGGACAGGAGGACCACCGGCAACUGGAGGGCCACCUGGAACUGGAGGGCCACCAGGGACAGGAGGACCACCGGCAACUGGAGGGCCACCUGGGACAGGAGGACCACCAGGGACAGGAGGAUCACAGGCAACUGGAGGACCACCUGGAACUGGAGGGCCACCAGGUGCAGGAGGACCAACAGGAACAGGCGGUCCCCAAGGAACCGGAGGUCCACAAGGAAUAAGCACUGGUGGACCCCCAGGAACAGAAGGGCCCAAAGGUAAGACCAAAGGAAAUAAAUCAAACUGA
Messenger RNA from Lingula anatina, 1014 nucleotides. RefSeq lists its product as uncharacterized. Gene Ontology annotation, biological process: extracellular matrix organization. The record is from RefSeq and is a predicted model, not a curated record. Lineage: Eukaryota; Metazoa; Brachiopoda; Lingulata; Lingulida; Lingulidae. Gene Ontology annotation, molecular function: extracellular matrix structural constituent conferring tensile strength.